Molecule: messenger RNA, 984 nt
Organism: Adineta steineri
Lineage: Eukaryota; Metazoa; Rotifera; Eurotatoria; Adinetida; Adinetidae
Source: the annotation of a GenBank genome assembly
AUGUUUGCUGAAAAACCAGUAUUUCCGCCUUCGAAACUUCAUUUACCUUCAAUUGAACAUGGCCUUCGCCGAAAACCUAGUUUACCACCAACAUCAUUGUAUCGUUCAAAAGGAAAUAAUACUCCUUUUAAUACUGAUAAUAUAUCUGAGUUAAAAGCUAAAUAUACUGAUUAUAUGACAUGGCUUAAGACGUCUAAUCGUCAUAAUCAUGGUCCAAUAGAAACUCAAGAAUUAUUAAAAAAUUCUCUUUGUCAAAUGGGUAUUGAUUCAGUUAAAGCCGAACAGCUUGUAUCAACAUGUCAUUGGUAUGUCUAUCAAUUUCAAAAAGAUUUAAAAAUUGAUCCUGAAGUAAAAGAUCAAUUAAAUACAAUAGAAAGAAAAAAACAAAAUCAACAUAAAACUAAAUUGAAAAAAAUGCCAACGAGAAACUAUAAUGUUGAUGAUUCGUCAUCAACAAUAACUUCGCUCAGUAAAGAUGAUUUUUCAACAUCUCAUCCAUCACCUUCAACACGUAAUAAUCAUCUUGUAUUACCUGCAAUCCGUGUUUCGGAUUUAUCAACAUCGUCACGUUUUCGACAUGUUGACUUUAAUUCCGAACAAAUGCAAACUCCAAAUUCUAAUGCUUCAUCUACACAUUGGCGCGCAGCAUUAAUGAAAACAAAAGCUGUAUCAAAACUUCAACCACAAUCAAAAAAAUCAUCCGCUAAUAGUUCGCCUCUUGAUAUUCAUCUACCCACGAAUAAUCACCGAAGUUUAGCUGCUACUCGUCAUACACGUUCAAUACUUCGUAAACAAAAUAGUUCAUCAUCAUCAACAGCAUCAACAGAUAUUAGUAGUCGAAAAACUUAUAGUCGAAUUUUAACUCCAUCAUCAACAAUUUUAGAUGAUAUACCAUUAGGUACUCGAUCACGACGUUUAUUCGGUGGUAGUGAAUGUUUUGCUCAGAUAAUGAAUGAACUUGAACUGAACGAUGAAAAUAUUUAA